Messenger RNA from Capsicum annuum, 440 nucleotides. Its product is annotated as CASP-like protein PIMP1. The record is from RefSeq and is a predicted model, not a curated record. Lineage: Eukaryota; Viridiplantae; Streptophyta; Magnoliopsida; Solanales; Solanaceae.
GUACAUGCUUGGUGUAAUGCUAGCUGGAAUUAUAUACAAUAUAUUGCAUAUUCCAUUUGCAAUAUAUUACUUAAUAGCAAAAAAACAUCUCAUUAAACACAAAAGUUUUCAUCACUUUGAAUUUUAUGGUGACAAGAUUACAUUUGGGAUAAUAGCAACUGCAGCUGGGGCAGCACUAGGUGCAACUGUGGAUUUACAAAACGUUGUUUAUACAGAAAAUAAUUCAAAGAUUCAUGACUUUUUGGGACUUAUGUAUAUUCCAGAUGCAUUUCUUGUUGCUGCAUUUGUUAGUUCUGGAAUUUCUUCUGUAUUAUCCUCUUUGAAUCUUCACAAAAGUGAAUGAUCAAAGAUUAAUUAUGAGUAAAACAUCCGGUCCUCCCGAACUAUGAUCAAAUUUGCUACGAUAUGCUUUAAUUUCACGGAAUCUUAUUACCCCUCAA